CACACAUAUUAUUAAAAUUGGCACUCAUAUUUGCCAUAUUGCAUGCAGCAUGAUUUUAGUCGGGCGGAAAUAACAACAUAUGCGAAUAGGAACGCAUUGAUUAUGGGCGAAAUAACUUUACGUGAACUCGAUCCGGUGCUUCAAGAGUUGGCGCGCACAAAUUGUAAUGAAAAUCCAGACACGGCCGUUGAACAAAUCGAAGUCAUACAAGAAUGGAUAAGAAAGUCUCCACAUCUGAAAGCAUCUAAUAAUCCACAAUUUAUUUUAGCUUUCUUGCGUCGGUGUAAAUUCAGUCUCGAGAAGACAAAAAAACGUAUUGAUAAUUAUUAUGCCAUUAAGAAUAUAUUUCAAGAGGUUUUAUGUGAACGUGAAUUGAGUGAUGAGUUAAUUGAAUUCUAUCGAACAGGAAUACACAUUAUUUCUAACAAGCCGAUCGCACUCGACGGACCCGCUGUCAUGAUCUCACAGUACUGCAAAAUCGAUUCGAAGAAAUGGCACCCACGCUUAGCAUUUAAAUUGCUUUUUAUUCUGUUCGAGACUUUAGCUAUGGAAAGCGACAAUGCCAGCAUAGUGGGUCUAACAUAUAUAAUAGAUUGCCGGGACGUUGGUGUCGAUCUAAUGAUGCAAUUUGACUCUUUUCUCCUGAAGAAGGGCUACACAGUAGCGGAGAACUGUAUGCCCUUGAAACUAAAAGAAAUCCAUGUCAUAAAUAUGAGACGCGAAGGAGUAUCUGUGUUCAAUUUCAUACCAUCAUUUUUGCCCAGUACAUUGACAUUCAAGUUUGUGGCGCACAAAAAGGCCGAGCAUUUGUUCGAAUGCAUUCCACGUGAUGCUGUUACCGUCGAAUAUGGCGGAAACAAUGGCUACCUAGCGGAGGCUAUCAAAUCGUUUGAGCAAAUCUUGUUGUUGUAUAGGGAGCAUUUCAAAGAGGAUGGCAACUUUGGCACAAAUGAAAAACUGCGAAUUGGACAUAAGAAGGAGUGGGAAUUGAGCGAAUUGAGCGGAGUUAGUGGGUCCUUCCGAAAAUUAGAACUGGAUUAACAUUUGUAAAUAAUUCAAAAUUAAAUUGUUGUUGUUUAUAUUAUUUAUACAUAAUUUAUUAGCUAAAAAAUGUAC
Messenger RNA from Bactrocera oleae (olive fruit fly), 1116 nucleotides. RefSeq names its product alpha-tocopherol transfer protein-like. NCBI's taxonomy places the organism in Eukaryota, Metazoa, Arthropoda, Insecta, Diptera, Tephritidae. The record is from RefSeq and is a predicted model, not a curated record. Gene Ontology annotation, cellular component: membrane. Gene Ontology annotation, molecular function: phosphatidylinositol bisphosphate binding.